Messenger RNA from Colletotrichum fioriniae, 1644 nucleotides. The record is from RefSeq and is a predicted model, not a curated record. Lineage: Eukaryota; Fungi; Ascomycota; Sordariomycetes; Glomerellales; Glomerellaceae.
AUGGCUAGACGCUACCUUCUCUCGAAACAAUGGAGGGCCUACCAGGCAACUAGUAGAGUCCAUACCCGGACCCGCUUCAUCGUCGUGGAGCAACAAGGCCCAACUCAGGGCUCCUCUCACAACCAGCAACGGCACGAAAAGGAUGAACCUGAAGACUCACCUCAUGGCUGGAGACCGACCUUCUGGAGAGUCGUCGAGGGCAGCGCGACGGCUUUUGGCUCCAUCGCGGUCCUCGGUCUGGCGGGCUACUCCUAUCACGCCUACUACAAGGACCUUGUCCUGCGAAAGAUGGACAAUGCCUUUGGCGUUGGCUUCUCGACACCGGAGCUGACGGCUCUAGGACGCCACGUGGCUCCUCAUAAGCUCCAUACCAUUGAUGACUUCACGGGCUUGGAGGGUGAGAAUGAGUGGAUCCCUCGGGCUGAGCAGGAGCACAUUGACGGCAUCAUUGACGGGACGAUCCGAGGCCAGUACCAUUUGAUCACGGGAGAGAAGGGUACGGGAAAGAGCUCCAUGAUCCUCAAGGCGAUGCGGAGGGUCAACGGCUCGGGAAUUGCUAUGCUCGAAGCCCACAGCGACCUCGAGGUCUUCCGUCUCCGCCUGGGCAAAGCCCUCGACUUUGAGUUCCACGAGGACUACAUCGGAAGCCUGUUCAGCUUCAAGGGCCCUCGCGAUUCGACCGCCAUCUUAGACAUUGAAAGAGCCUUCAACAAGAUGGAAAAGGUGGCCCUCAUGCGGCAGAGACACAUCCGGAAACCGCUAGUCUUGAUCAUCAACCGCGUUCACGUCCUCCGAGAUGACGAUGACGGACGCGAGCUGCUGGAGUUGAUUCAACAGCGGGCCGAGAUGUGGGCGGCAAGUCGCCUUGUCACGGUGGUAUUCACCAGUGACGACCACAGUACCACUGAGCACCUCAAGUGGCAAGCCACGCGGAUAUCCGUGACCGACGUCCGCGAUGUGCCCCGCGAUCCUGCCGUCGAAGCGCUCCACGAAUUCCGGCAAAAGGUCUUCAAAGAGGAUGUGUCCAGCGACAUCCUGAACCAAGUCUACAAAUUGGUCGGCGGGCGCGUCAGGUUCCUCGACCACGUCGCGAGAUCAAAAGAUAUGCUCGCGGCCUGCAAAUUCAUCUGCGACAGGGAGAAACGCUGGCUCUUGGGCCAGUGCUGGAUGUUGGGCGCCGACAUGGAUCCCGAUGCCGAGGAUCAACAAGACCACGCCACUACGGCUUUCUUGCUGGCCAAGGCGUUGAUCGAGAAGGAGAAGGAUAUGAAGCCAGAAGAGCUUCUGGCCGGAAAGCUCCCAGAGAUGCCUCUUCACGAGGCGAGACAUCUCAUGACGAGAUUCGACUUCAUCCAGAAGCAUGACCACUUCAACAUCUUCUCCAUCGAUUCCAAUUCCAUGGUUCGGGCGGACUCUGUGCCGAUGCAUAACGCCUUCAAGGAGAUCUGCGCGCAAGAAGGGUUCGAUGAGCUUCUUGAAGCCAGCUUGGAGAGACUUGAUGAGCUGGAGGGUCUUCAGAGGACGAGAGAGAUUGUGAUGAAGGAUUUGGCGAAUGAGGGCCAGUUCCAAGCAAUGGUUCGCCAGGCCAAGGCGGGAGGAGAUGGCUUGACGGUUACUGUCAAGGCCGCAUCACUCAAGGAGUAG